Molecule: messenger RNA, 3791 nt
Organism: Ictalurus furcatus (blue catfish)
Lineage: Eukaryota; Metazoa; Chordata; Actinopteri; Siluriformes; Ictaluridae
Gene: pou3f3a
Product: POU class 3 homeobox 3a
Exons: 1
Coding region: 789-2111 (440 amino acids)
Biological process (GO): regulation of transcription by RNA polymerase II; brain development
Cellular component (GO): nucleus
Molecular function (GO): RNA polymerase II cis-regulatory region sequence-specific DNA binding; DNA-binding transcription factor activity, RNA polymerase II-specific
Source: RefSeq, a predicted model, not a curated record
AGGUUCGCGCACGCCAGGCUGAACGUAAACACUCGCGUAGUCUCCGGCGCAGAGGGAGGAGCGCGUCAAACUGUCAGAGGACAAGCGAGGAGGGAGAAAGAGAAAGAAGUGUGGAAUUUCUCAUCAAAUGCGCAUAAAUUAAUAUAAUUUAGGCAUGAUGAGAGGGAUGUAUGGUUUAAGUCAGGUGGAGCAUGUAAGUGGAUGAAAUAUGAGGACCAAGGAAAAGUAAGAAGCAAAGGCAGACAGCAGCUGACGGGACAAGCUGGAAGUUUACAAAGCGAGAAUCAUCCCGAGGUCUUGCCUGCCUGAGUAAAGGUAUCUUGUGCUCGAUGAUGUGCUUCCAUGUGGGAUUUACGUGAUUGGGAGCUUGAAUCACUGUGCAGGACGCAAGGCUUUUCGUCUGUGUGGUUAUGACUAUAAUAUUAUUUUAAAGCCUUUUUUUUUUUAAAAAAAACAACAAAUAAUAAUAAUAAUAAAAAAAUAAUAAUAUAAUGAUGACUUUAUGAAAGGAACGAAGGUUUGUUUUUGUUUUUUUGUUUUUUAAAAGUGUUUUUUUUUUUCCCCGCAAAAUGUGGAUUUCUACUUUAAAAGUACAUGCCCUGUCUAAAAUUUAAUGGAUCUUUAAUGACCGAGUUCUCGUCGUAUGAAUCCAAAAUACCAAUAAUAGUUUUCCAGUGUGAAUAAUUCAUGAAAAGGAGCGCUCCAUCGAGGACUGGAAAAAGUUACGGAAAUACAGGGAGGAGGAAUAACAAGUAGACUUGUUCGAAGUGGUAAGGAGGGGGGGUGGGAUGGCCACAGCGGCUUCCAAUCCCUACCUGGCAAGCAACAGCAUUCUCUCCUCAUCAGGCUCGGUCGUGCACUCGGAUUCCGGAGGUGGUAUGCAGCCGGGAAGCGCUGCCGUUACUUCAGUGUCAGCCGGAUACAGAGGAGAUCCUGCGGGCAAAAUGGUGCAGAGCGAAUUUAUGCAAGGAGCUAUGGUGGCCAGUAACGGGGGCCACAUGCUAAGCCAUGCUCAUCAGUGGGUCACCUCACUGCCUCACGCCGCUGCCGCCGCCGCCGCCGCAGCCGCAGCAGCAGCAGCCGAAGCCGGAUCGCCUUGGUCUACUAGUCCUGUGGGAAUGGCGGGCAGCCCGCAGCAGCAAGAUGUCAAGAGCACUUCAAACCGGGACGAUCUUCACACCGGUACCUCGCUGCACCACCGAGGUACUCACGGAGCUCACCAGGCGCACCAAAGCGCAUGGGCUGGCACCACAGCGGCGGCGCACAUCAGCACCAUCACCGCGGGCCAGCAGCAGUCUCAGCAGUCUCUCAUUUACUCUCAACCAGGUGCGUUCACCGUCAACGGGAUGCUCAAUCCCGCCAGUAGUUUGGUUCACCCUGGUUUGAUGCGCGGCGAAUCACCCGAAAUGGACCACGGCAACCACCAUCACCACCACCAUCAUCAUCAUCAUCCUCACCAUCACCCCCACCAGCAGCAGCAACACGCGCACCAUCCUCACGCGCAGCACCACGGCGGCGUGAACAGCCACGACUCGCACUCAGACGAGGACACGCCGACCUCCGACGACCUCGAGCAGUUCGCUAAGCAGUUCAAGCAACGUCGCAUCAAGCUCGGCUUCACGCAGGCCGACGUCGGCUUGGCUCUCGGCACACUCUAUGGCAACGUUUUCUCGCAGACCACCAUCUGCAGGUUCGAGGCGCUGCAGCUUAGCUUCAAGAACAUGUGCAAGCUCAAGCCGUUGCUGAACAAGUGGCUGGAGGAGGCCGACUCGAGCACAGGCAGCCCUACGAGCAUCGAUAAAAUAGCGGCGCAGGGCCGCAAGCGCAAGAAGCGCACCUCCAUCGAGGUGAGCGUAAAAGGGGCCUUGGAAAGUCACUUCCUCAAAUGCCCUAAACCUUCUGCGCAGGAGAUCACCUCCCUGGCGGACAGUCUGCAGCUGGAAAAGGAGGUGGUUCGUGUUUGGUUCUGCAACCGGAGACAGAAGGAGAAGAGGAUGACACCGCCUGGUGUAGGCCAGACGCCGGAGGACGUGUACUCUCAGGUCGUCAACGUGAGUGCAGACACACCGCCCCCGUCCAUGGACUGCAAACGUAUGUUCACUGAGACAUAGAACUGAUUUUUCCCCAUACACAAUUCAGUUAACUGGACGAACGUUACAAAAACAACAACAACAACAACAACACCAGAAUUUACACUUGAGCAGAUAAUGUGCAUUUACAAAAAAUAAAACCCUCAAAUUUAUCCUUGAAACUCAUCUUUAAAUUCUGCCUGAUGACCCCGAGUAUGUUCCCUAACUUUAAAUGGCUGUCUCUGCUCUGUGUUUCAGGAGAGCUUUGUGGUAGAUUGCUUAAAAGAUGCAAGUUUGAAAGAUGAACCCGACGACCAGGUGGACACAACUUCGAGCUCCUAUCAUCAGCUCAUUUUGGUGCAUUGACAGUACAAGCAUAAACAAAAACCCAACCAGAUGUUUAUGGAUCGCAUUCGAAAGACAUGAGUAAAAUGACUGACAUGAACUUGACAUGAACAGAGACACCAAAAUAAAGUCAAACGAACUGCGGUGUCGUCGCCUUUCCAAGCUGAGGAAUUAUAUUAUUCGUUUCAAAGAAAGCUAAUUGGUUGUUUUUUUUUCUGGCUAAAGUUCUCACCAGAAUCACCUUUUUUUUUCUUUUCUUUUUUUGGAGACUUGAUGUGUUACAAAUGACAGUUUUUCUAUUUCAUAGAUUUUCUUUCGUGGACCGGACUUCUGUGAAUAGUUUUCACACAGGAAAAGGAUUUUAAAAUGCACUUAUUCGUCUUUCAGCCCGUCCUCUCUGUGGACACUUUUUGUUUUGUUUUUUUGUUUGUUUGUUUGGUUUUUUUUUUGUUUGUUUGGUUGGUUGAAUAAUGGUGUACUUGAUCCCUUUUCCUUACUGCUAUUUCCAUGCAGUAGUUUUGGCCGAUUUUGAUAAAAAAAAAAAAAAAAUCUGUAUAAAUCUGACAGUAUGAAUUCUCAGUGGUGAUCAACUUGCUUUCUAUUUUUUACCGGAAUCCCACCUUUGGAGUAUUUCAUGAAGUUCCCGAAAUGUUGCGAGAUGUAACCUUUCUCUUAUAGAAGUAGCCUUUCAUGUACACCCUUCUCCUCUCCUGCUUUCAUUACGAAAUCUAUACAGUUAGUAGGCUGCCACAGUGGUUAUUAAAACUGCCUACAGAACAGCACAUUGAGAAAUCUGAUAGGCUGACACAAUUUUAUUAUUUUGUUUUUGUUUUUUUUUCUUUUCCUGUGAUUGUUAUUUAAGUUCAGUAUUGAUCCAGUCAGAGGUGAUUGAGAACAAUAAAUUUGAUAAAUUUAACACAGCGCUGUGUUUUUUUUGUUUGUUUUUUUUUUUUUUUUCCUUUUUCUUUCAGGCCGCAGCAUGCGAUAAAUCUAAUUAAUUUGUUGGAAACUGUGAAAAUCGAUGAGGCUUUCUUUUUUCCUUUUUUUUUUUUUUUUCUAUUGACGUCUAUGUGGAAAUCGUAGGCUACAUUUUCUCUAUGUUGACCAUUGGCUAGCCUAUAUGAACAUCACAGGGAUGGUCUGAACGCAAUUAAAAAUGGAGAGAUGCAAUGAGUAAAAAGAAAACAAAAUACCCAGGCUAAUGUUUGUAAAUGAGUUUUACAUUCAUGCGAAUUAUAUACUUACUCGUCAACAGGGUCAUGUUCAUUGGCAAUUUCUUUGCAUUUAUUUAAAAAUGAUUACGCUAUAUUAUACUUAUAGCCUAGCUUAUUUCCGUCUAUAUUUUAAUUUGACUUUAAUGUAACGAUUUUGCAUUAC